AUGGCGUUGGGCUAUGAAUAUCAUGGACGACAUGCUAUGUGCAGCUAUUCCACCAAGUUCGUCAAUGUACAACAAUUGAUUAGUGCUUAUGGAUCUAGUGGAAAUUGGAAAGAAGCACAUAAUGUUUGCAAGAAAAUGACUGAUAAUAAAGUCGGACCAGAUCUCGUCACUCAUGAUAUUAUGUUAUCUGCAUUUAAAAGUAGGGCUCGAUAUUCAAAAGCUUUGUCAUAUUUUGAACUAAUGAAGGGAACUCAUAUUCGCCCUGACACAAGCUUUACAUUGCCACUCCCAUUUCAAUAG
This is a messenger RNA of Lathyrus sativus (Indian pea), 300 nucleotides long. The record is from the annotation of a GenBank genome assembly. Lineage: Eukaryota; Viridiplantae; Streptophyta; Magnoliopsida; Fabales; Fabaceae.